This is a messenger RNA of Babesia bovis T2Bo, 1221 nucleotides long. Its product is annotated as YEATS transcription stimulatory family protein. The transcript has 7 exons. Lineage: Eukaryota; Apicomplexa; Aconoidasida; Piroplasmida; Babesiidae. Bases 172 to 1122 code for a protein of 316 amino acids. Gene Ontology annotation, biological process: regulation of DNA-templated transcription. The record is from RefSeq and is a predicted model, not a curated record.
ACAAAUUCAUUUCGCAUAGGUUUCACCUAUACAUAAUACCAAUGUGUGCAUCUUUUAUAUUGGUUAUAUUGCAAUAAUCUAACUUAAUACUUGUUUGGUGUGUUGCAUUGACGCGUCUACCUUCGUCGUAGACUGAACGACGAGUUAUUGCGCUUAUAUAUAUUGUUCAAUAUGGUAAACAAAAACAUAAAACGGAUAAACGUGAAGGUUGGAAAGCAAAUUGCUAUCGGCACUUAUGCAUUUCCACUUACUCCACUGGAGAAGAAGCGUUAUGGCUCUAUGACCCAUCGUUGGUCGUGCAUACUUCGAUCGCCAACGAAUGAAAACAUGACCCAUUACAUCAAGAAAGUCCAAUUUGAUCUGGAUCCCUCCUUCAAUAACCCAAAGCGUGUGGUUACAUCAAUGCCAUAUGAAGUAACAGAAGUUGGUUGGGGAGAGUUUUACAUCGUAGUUAAGAUCUUUUUCGUUGAUGACUCGAUAGAGCCGAUUAAACUUCAACAUUUUCUAGUGUUGAAUGCUUCGGAGAACUCAACUGCUCCUUCAACAGUUGCAAUUAAUGAGACUUUUGACGAAAUUGUAUUUAACGAGCCUUCGUCAUGGUUCUAUAAACAGUUGAUGUAUAGCACAACAGAUAUAUUGCCACCGCACAAAUACCAGGAGCAUUUUUGCGACCAUGCUGCGAAGGAAAAAGAAGCAAUUUGCAGAUAUAUAUGCUGUCAAUCCUACUUCCAAAAUGAAACUUAUCGGUUAUUGGCUGAAGCAUCAGAGAUUUCACGCCAGAUACAAUACCUUCAAGAGAGGGCACAAGGAAAUAAGAAUCCUGCAAUUCCAUCUAUGGAUGAUACCGGUGGCAACAAAACGCCGAUCAACGUUAAAGGUGCUCAAUGCGUUACACCUACAAACAAGUUUGGCACUGGUCAAAUAAGUGCUGAUCAUUCAGAAGCUACAUCUGCUGAACCUCUACAUGAGAGAUCACCACGGCAGUCACCUAGAAAGCAAGCUCCUGAACAUGGGAUGCUAUUGAGUGCCGGCGCAGCAUUAACGGCCAAUGGUUCCAUCGAUGGCAAUAUGGACGAUAAGAGUGACGAUAAGGAGUUUGUCGACUGCGUAGAAUCUAUGUAAUUCCUGUGCUAACGACAACUUCUAAUCUGUGGUAUCCUGAUAGGGGACAUUAUUUUAGUAUCGUAUUAAUAACUGGCGUGGGUUGUUUGAGGCAACUAU